This is a messenger RNA of Etheostoma cragini (Arkansas darter), 3049 nucleotides long. Its product is annotated as cGMP-dependent protein kinase 2. The coding region runs from base 32 to 2332 and encodes 766 amino acids. Gene Ontology annotation, biological process: protein phosphorylation. The record is from RefSeq and is a predicted model, not a curated record. The transcript has 19 exons. NCBI's taxonomy places the organism in Eukaryota, Metazoa, Chordata, Actinopteri, Perciformes, Percidae. Gene Ontology annotation, molecular function: cGMP-dependent protein kinase activity; ATP binding.
UCUCAUCGCGGAGAGACUGAGGGCCAUUCCUAUGGUGGCCAGUCAAUGCCUGGCCAUGGGCAACGGUUCGAUAAAAGCCCCCCAGGCUGAGGAGACCAGCUGCCUGGCUUCCAUCCACCCAGAGCCCCCCGGCCUGCACACAGACGUCCUCAGAUUGCGGAUUACCCACCUGGAGGCGGAGCUGGCACGUCGGGAUCAAGAGUUUCGAGCCCAGGAGCUUAAGUUACAGCAUGUCCAGAGGGAACUGGAGGCCAAGAUCUCCCAGAUCGACAAGCUCCAGGAUGCUAUUGGCUACAACAUCAGCCUGGGCCGCUCUCCGCCGGCCCUGUGCCACCACCGCUUCAGUGUCAUCAACCAGGGCCCCAGCCGCUUCCACAGGGUGGCCGUGGCGGUCCACCGCAGGCUCAAAGCCAAAGAGGGCGUCUCUGCUGAACCCACCUCAGAGAACUUCUGCGGAGGGUUAAGAGCAGCUAACUUCUCCAUUGCAAAGUCCAUCCACAAAAACUCACACACCAAGAAGCUCAUCAACGACGCCAUCAUGAACAAUGACUUUCUGAACAAGGUGGAGCCGCAGCACAUGAGGGAGAUGGUGGACUGUAUGUACGAGAAGGUUUACACCGAGGGACAGCUGGUCAUCCAGGAGGGGGAACCUGGGAACUACCUCUAUGUCCUGGCAGAUGGCUUGCUGGAGGUCAUCCAGCAUGGGAAGCUGCUGGGGGAGAUGGGUCCUGGCACAGCCUUUGGAGAACUGGCCAUACUGUACAACUGUAAGAGAACAGCCAGCGUCAAAGCUGUGUCCCAGUCUCACAUCUGGGCUCUGGACCGCCAGACGUUCCAGACUAUCAUGAUGCGGACCACACAGGCCAGACAUGAGGAGUACUUCAGCUUUCUGCGCAGUGUGUCUCUGCUCCGAGGACUGCCUGAGGAGAAACUAGCCAAGGUUGUCGAUUGUCUUGAAGUGGACUAUUUUGAAAAAGGGGAGUAUAUUAUUCGAGAGGGUGAAGAAGGGAACACUUUCUUUAUUAUCGCAAAAGGAAAGGUCGUAGUCACUCAAAGCACAGAGGGGCUUGCUGAACCACAGGAAAUCAAGACGUUGGGAGUUGGAGACUACUUUGGGGAAAAAGCUCUCAUCAGUGAGGAUGUGCGCUCAGCCAACAUCGUCUGCAGUGAGAAUGACACCCACUGCCUGGUGGUGGACAGAGACAAUUUCAACCAAAUGGUGGGAACUUAUGAGGAACUGCAGUCUUACCUGAAGGAGUACGUGGAAGAGCUUUCCAGGAGUGAUGAGAGGAGAAAUGCUCUGCCCCUCUCACCUCAGAUGGAUUCUGCAGAGGCCCAGGAGCUGAGGAGACUGAGGGAGAAGAUCGCUCUCCUGCCUCCACACCAGCCUUUCCAGGAGCUCGAGGUCGUAGCUACACUAGGCAUGGGAGGAUUUGGACGAGUGGAGCUGGUGAAGCUGAAAGACGAGGACACAACUUUUGCUCUGAAGUGCAUCAAGAAGAAGCACAUCGUGGACACCAGACAGCAGGAGCACAUCUACUCUGAGAAAAACAUCCUUCAGCAGACAAACUCUGUGUUUAUCAUCAGGUUAUUCCGAACAUUUCGGGAUGCUAAGUUUGUCUACAUGCUGCUGGAGGUGUGUCUUGGUGGAGAGCUGUGGACUGUGCUGCGGGAUAUGAGUUAUUUUGAUGAGCCCACAACAAGGUUCUGUACUGGUUGUGUCUUAGAGGGCUUUGAUUACCUCCACACUAUGGGCAUCGUCUACAGAGACCUGAAACCUGAAAACCUUCUACUGGAUGCUAAGGGUUAUGUCAAAAUGGCAGACUUUGGCUUUGCUAAAAACAUCGGCCUUGGAAAGAAGACCUGGACGUUCUGUGGGACUCCAGAGUAUGUGGCCCCAGAAGUCAUUAUGAACAAAGGCCAUGACUUUGGAGCUGAUUGCUGGUCCUUGGGAAUCCUCAUAUUUGAACUUCUGACUGGCAAUCCACCCUUGGCUGGCUCAGACCCCAUAAAGAUUUACACCAUGGUUCUUCAUGGCAUUGAGAAGGUGGAUUUCCCUAAGAGAAUAGGGAAGCGUCCAGACGACCUCAUCCGGAGACUCUGCAAGCUAAACCCAGUGGAGAGACUGGGAAACAAAAAGAACGGCAUCAUUGACAUAAAGAAACACAAGUGGUUCCAGGGCUUUAACUGGGAGGGUUUGAGGCGUCACAAGCUGCUGUCUCCAUUGAGGAGAGAGCUGAAGGGCCCGACGGAUCACAGUUACUUUGACACGUUUCCUCCUGACCCAGAGGAGCCUCCUGACGAGCUGUCUGGCUGGGAUAAAGACUUCUGAGGACUCUGAUUGGACAGAAUCUAAGCACCAGCAGCCAAUCAGGCCCAUUCAGCUGCAGUGUGUUAGCAAGCUAACUCCUAAAGCUUCUCUUUUGCUCUUUACUAACGGCAGCUUACAUCAAAUGUAGCACAUCGUCAGGGUAACUGAGACUGAAUAGGUAACCUCCUUGGAGGAGAGUAAUGGUCAUCUUUUUUGGGGGGUAACCUUAACUGUAAAAACUACAGAAUCAGCAUUAUUAAAUCUAAAUAAAUGAGACAAACAUACACUGUCAAAAAUGUUGCGGCUGCAGGAACAACUUAAGUUUUCACAUUAUUUUUCAAAGUAAUGUAGUUCAAAUGUCAUGAAAAAACUAUGUUGGGACAAAAUAUGUAACUUUUUUGAGCAGAUCGGUAUGCAAGUGAAGUUACCCAUUUGGUUCACACGCCAUCAGAGAAUCUAGGUAACUGGUUGGGGACGUCACAAGCCAGUUAAUAGCUCAACAUGAGUCAAGCUCAUUAAACUCCAAGACAUUUUUUUUUCAUUUUGUUUAGUGUCAUAUGGUCAAAAGUCAAAAUAUUAAUGUAGUCAGUGUCUCACUUUUACUCCGAAUCUGAACAACAGGAGGUCUGAAGGCCUCCGGCCACGGAGCAGGACUGUGACAACCGUGGUAUGUCCUGCAGUGGGUGGAAGAACCCAGUGGGUGGAAUACAUUCCAGUGCAUCUCACACACAUCUGUGC